This is a messenger RNA of Quercus robur (English oak), 2009 nucleotides long. RefSeq names its product histone deacetylase 19-like. Bases 232 to 1656 code for a protein of 474 amino acids. The transcript has 7 exons. Lineage: Eukaryota; Viridiplantae; Streptophyta; Magnoliopsida; Fagales; Fagaceae. Gene Ontology annotation, molecular function: histone deacetylase activity. The record is from RefSeq and is a predicted model, not a curated record.
AAAAAAAAAAAAAAUCUCACAGACACAGUAAUAGUGGAAAUUAGAAAAGAAAGAGAAAGAGAAAGAAAGAGAGAGAGAGAGAGCAAAAGAGGCGGUCGAGGUCUUAAUCCUCUGGACUCUUCAACUCUUCUUGUUUCUGGUGUCUCCGCGGCACUAAGGUACUCUCUCUCUCUCUCUCUCUCUAGUUCGUUGUAAGUUUCUUCAUAGAGUCUUGAUCUUGCUGAUCACAUUAUGGAAACGGGAGGCAAUUCCCUUCCGUCCGGCCCUGAUGGGGUGAAGAGGAAAGUGUCAUAUUUCUAUGACCCGGAAGUUGGAAAUUAUUAUUACGGACAAGGUCACGCGAUGAAGCCUCAUAGGAUUCGAAUGACACAUGCUCUUUUAGCCCACUAUGGAUUGCUUCAGCACAUGCAGGUCUUGAAGCCCACUCCUGCUAGAGAUAGGGAUCUUUGCAAGUUCCACGCUGAUGAUUAUGUGAAUUUUCUUAGAGCCAUCACCCCGGAGACGCAGCAAGAUCAGCUGAGGCUGCUAAAGAGGUUUAAUGUUGGUGAAGACUGCCCGGUAUUUGAUGGUCUUUACGCAUUCUGUCAGACUUAUGCUGGGGGUUCAGUUGGUGGUGCUCUUAAAUUGAAUCAAGGAGGCUGUGAUAUUGCGAUAAACUGGGCUGGUGGGUUGCAUCAUGCCAAAAAGUGUGAGGCUUCUGGAUUCUGCUAUGUGAAUGAUAUUGUCUUGGGAAUUUUGGAGCUCCUCAAAGUACAUGAGCGUGUUUUGUAUGUGGACAUUGAUAUCCACCAUGGCGAUGGUGUAGAGGAGGCUUUUUACACAACUGAUAGAGUCAUGACUGUUUCAUUUCAUAAAUUUGGAGACUAUUUCCCUGGUACAGGCGAUAUUCGUGAUAUUGGAUAUGGAAAAGGAAAAUAUUAUUCUCUUAAUGUACCCCUAGAUGAUGGUAUUGAUGAUGAGAGCUACCAGUCAUUGUUUAAGCCAAUAAUAGGUAAAGUGAUGGAAGUUUACAGGCCUGGUGCUGUGGUCCUACAGUGUGGUGCAGACUCUUUGUCUGGCGACAGAUUAGGGUGUUUCAAUCUAUCAAUUAAAGGCCAUGCAGAGUGUGUUAGAUUUAUCAGAUCUUUCAAUGUUCCGCUUCUAUUGGUGGGUGGAGGUGGUUAUACAAUACGAAAUGUCGCUCGCUGCUGGUGUUAUGAGACGGGUGUUGCACUUGGGAUUGAAGUUGAUGAUAAGAUGCCACAACAUGAGUAUUACGAGUACUUUGGUCCAGACUAUAAUCUUCAUGUAGCUCCAAGUAACAUGGAAAACAAGAACUCCCGUCCAUUAUUGGAUGAGAUAAGAGAAAGACUCCUUGAUUAUCUUUCUAAGCUGCAACAUGCACCAAGUGCCCAGUUCCAAGAGCGCCCACCUGAUACACAGCUUCUCGAGGAUGAUGAAGAUCAAGAUGAUGGAGAUGAUAGAUGGGAUCGUGAUUCUGACAUGGAUUCUGAUGAUGACCGUAAAGCUCUGCCAGGUCGAGUAAAGAGAGAAUACAUCGAAUCUGAACCUAAAAAUUUGGCACCAACUAUGAUGGCAAUAGAUGAGCCAUCCAUCAAAGUGGAGCAGGAUAACUCGAACAAAUCAUCAGAUCAACACACUGAUAUGAACUCAUGACCAAAGAUCGAUUGAGUGCCUCAAUAGCAUGCAAUAUUUGUACACUUGUAUUUAUUGUGGCUUCAAUCACGGCAUUCUCACAUUGUUCAACAGGAUUGUUUCAAACGCUUUAUUGAAUGGGCGUGAAAAUUAAAAAAAUGUGAUCCUUAUGUGCCCUUUGCUCUUCCCCUCUGUGCAUAUUUCAACGAUACCAUUGGUGUUAUUAGUCGCAUUUUCAAUUAUCAUCCACAAUCAAUUAUUUUAGAGUUCUUUUCACUUGGUUGGUGGAAGAUAUUCUUGUAGUCUGUAAUUGUAAAACUGUUGUAGUACCUUGAGAUACUUUCUGCAUAUUGGCUGGCCAAACGACAUACUUA